Molecule: messenger RNA, 1347 nt
Organism: Ipomoea triloba (trilobed morning glory)
Lineage: Eukaryota; Viridiplantae; Streptophyta; Magnoliopsida; Solanales; Convolvulaceae
Product: SWI/SNF complex component SNF12 homolog
Exons: 2
Coding region: 1-1347 (448 amino acids)
Biological process (GO): regulation of transcription by RNA polymerase II
Cellular component (GO): SWI/SNF complex; nucleus
Source: RefSeq, a predicted model, not a curated record
AUGUCUGCCAACAACAACAAUCAGCAGCAGCCUGCCCAGAACACUGGAUUUUCAUCACUGUUUCCCAAUUCUCCAUUUGUCAGGCCCAAUGUUGCUAUUCCCCUAACACCCCCUCCUGGAUUUCAAAUCUCUGCAAUGCAUGCCUAUUUUCUGGCUCAGUUAGAACAAUCUCAAUCUCAAUCUCAACCACUGGGUGGUAAUGCUGAGAAGAAACAACAGAAGCUCCCUGCUGAAGAACAUUCUGAGAGAGUGAGGAAUUUUGCACCAGAAUCUGUUUUUUAUGCCCACCUGCUUGAGAUGGAGGCUCAAGUGGAUGAAGCAACUGCCAGAAAGAAAGCUGCUGUCCAGGAGGCAGUAAUAAUGAAGAAACCGCCAUCGUUUCUUCAGAACACCCUUCGGGUUUAUAUAUUCAACACUUUUGCUAACCAGGGCUGCAAAAAUGAAGCUGCAGAGCCUCCUUCAUGGACUCUCAGGAUAGUGGGCAGGGUUUUGGAGGAGAGCCAAGAAGGCUCCAUGGCCCCAAAGUUCUCCUCUUUCCUCAAAAGAGUCACCGUUUCCUUGGACCGGAACCUGUACCCUGACAACCAUCUUAUAACAUGGGAUAGAGCCCGAUCGGGGGCUCUUCCCGAUGCCUUCGAGGUCAAGAGAAAGGGGAAUCAAGAAUUCACUGUGGGCAUCACAUUAGAACUCAACAACUUGCCUGAAAAAUACAGAGUUUCACCGGCUUUAAAAGCAGUGAUAGGCCUUGAGGUUGAGAGCCGUUCAAGAAUUGUGCAUUUGAUUUGUAAGUACAUUUGUGACAGAAAGCUGCGGGUUCCUGAUGACCCGUCUUGUUUCAUUUGUGACCCGCCGCUUCUCAGAGUGUUUGGGAAAGCUGUGGCUAAGCUCACAGAGGUGCCACAAAAGAUCACGCCCCAUUUGUCACCUCCCCAACCCAUUCAUUUGCAACACAGGAUUGGACUUUCUGGGGAGAACCCUGCUGGAAUUGCGUGUUAUGAUGUGCUGGUUGAUGAGCCCGUCCCCAUACAGAAGGAAUUGGAUGAUUUUCUGGGCAGCAUAGAUAAGAGUAAAGAGCUUGGCGUUAUGGAGGAAUCAAUUUCUGAAGAUAUGGAGAAGCUCCAAGAACACAAGAGGAGAAGGGCACUGCUUCUUGGGUUCAGUCAGUCACCUGUUGAAUUUGUUAAUGGUCAGCUUGAUUCUCAUGGCAAGGGUGUAAAGUUUGAUGGUGGGGAAAGUAGUAGUCGCAAUGAGCACCAGUCAGAUGUGUACAACCAGCCCUGGGUUGAAGAUGCUGUAAUUCGCUACCUGAAUCGCAAACCAACUUCAGAUGCCCCAAGAAAGAUGUGA